Messenger RNA from Trametes versicolor FP-101664 SS1, 1974 nucleotides. Its product is annotated as acetyl-CoA synthetase-like protein. Gene Ontology annotation, molecular function: long-chain fatty acid-CoA ligase activity. The record is from RefSeq and is a predicted model, not a curated record. NCBI's taxonomy places the organism in Eukaryota, Fungi, Basidiomycota, Agaricomycetes, Polyporales, Polyporaceae. The transcript is spliced from 7 exons. Gene Ontology annotation, cellular component: endoplasmic reticulum; membrane. Bases 85 to 1803 code for a protein of 572 amino acids.
UAUCUUCGCCCUUUGCAAGUACUCUUGGUCUUCGCUGGCUGCCCCUUAGCUCUCUCUGAGCAAGCCCACGCAGGCGCACCGAUCAUGGCACUCUCAGACUAUCUGGUCACGGAUGACCUUACCAUCAUCCUGGCUCUCGUCGCCGCUGGCCUCUUCCUCCUACACAACCUCUACAAGCCUCAGGCCCUAGUGCAUCCCAUCUUGCUGGGAAGACAGAGCGAUGUGGCCCGAGUGAGGAACCCGAAGGAAAGCGCGGUCUACCGCAACUACAGCACUGGAAUGCUUGGACGCUUCCCUCUGCGCCCGACUAAAGACCAACACGUUCUGCUGGAUCUUGUAAAGCCGGACGCAGACGCGCCUCGUACACUUUGGUCCACCAAAAUCACGAACCCCGAGCUCAGAGCUCGCGUCGCUAACGUCGGUGCUGGCCUUCUGCGUCUUACCGGCAUCGCGCCCCAAGAGUCAAAUGUCCUGCUUCUGCUCAAUGACAGCCUCGAAUUCAUCGUUGCCGAUUUGGCACUCGCGUCGCUCUCUAUCCCUUCGCUGACCCUGUCCUCCCUCGCGUUGUUGUCACCGGUAUUCGAGAAUCACGCACCUUCGGUCAUCAUUUCCCAGGCGGAAUUCCUCCCGCAGCUCCUUGAGCUCGUUUACGAAGCGAACGAGAGCAGCCAGCACACGAUUGUCGUAGUUGGCGAUAUUAGCAAUGCGAAACUGCCCCGCUCGAACAACGUGAAGAUCGUCAAGUGGGAAGAUGUCGAGCGCGAAGGUGCCUCGGCGGACAAGCCCGCUCUCCCUGUUCCGAAUCCUGAGGAGGUCUUCACUGUAUCGUUCUUCGAGACACCCGCCGGACCCGAGGGCGUGCAACUCACGCAUCAAAACCUGACGGCCGGUGUGGCUGCAACCCGGGCCCUGAUGCCGCCCUCCAGCGCGAUGUCGCCGCUGGACACCAUUCUCUCCGCCUACCCCCUCAGCUCUCCUUACGGCCGCGCAGUCGCCUACACCGCGCUCUUCGAAGGGACCAGCUUUGUCACGGUCGACAGCACCAAGCUGAUCAAGCCCGAAGGAGCAACCCCUGCCACCGGCCUGAAGGACCUCCGCACCACGGCCUCGUACAGCACGUCUUCGCCGACGAUCCUCUUCGUCCGCCCGGACCAUCUCACGAGCCUCAGCGACACAAUCCUCCAGGAAGCGAAGAAGGCGUCCUGGCUCCUACACAACUUCGCGUGGCGCCACAAGCUCGCCGGCAUCCUCGAAGGCUACAUCACGAAGCAGAGCCUCUGGGACCGCCUCGUCUUCGACAGCGCGCGUGUGAAGGUCAUGGGCAAGGGUGCCGGCACGGUGCGCGCCGUCAUCGUCAGCGGAGGUACGCUUGAGGCGCAGGCAUUCACCCCCGCCCGCAUCGCGCUGUCCGUCCCCGUCAUCAACGCGCACACCCACCCCCUCGUCGCCGGGCCCGUCUUCGCGUCCCACGCGCUCGACCUGCAGACCUUCGGCACCGGGAACUCGGGCGCCGCAUCGACGUCCGCCGCCGACGCAUACGCGUUCACGUACCUCGCACCCGUCGGCCCGCCCUCGGUGAACGUCGAGGCGAAGCUCAGCGGCGUGGACGAUACCGCCGUCGAGGCGGGCGCGGACCCAGUCGGGGAGCUGCACGUGCGCGGGCCGUCUGUUGGGCGGCCGCUGUCUGUGACGGUUGAGGACGAGUCGCUGGAGGAGGAGCUGCGCGGAUGGCGGGCGACGGGCGAGCGCGCCAAGGUCGCUCCAAACGGCACCUUCAAGGUUGCCGUUGGUUCCAAGGCUUGAAACGUCCAGCCUCGUCGACGCUUUUGCGGAUGAUAUGCAGGUUGCGACGGGGAGGCGGAGGCGUAGGAUAUAGCUGCAUCGCUCGCUGUAUAACAUGUGGAUGCUCAAGGACUUGUUGAUCUACGACGGAGCUACAUUUAAUUGCGCAUCGACGCCGAAACGAAUAUUCGU